CAUCCAAUUUGUGCUCGAACGGAAAGAUCGAGGACAGAUAUGCGGUAUCGAGGAAAUUAGAAUUGACAGUUGUCACGAUCGCUGCAGAUUCAAUGGAAACGCCCACGGAGAUUAUAUCACGUUCAAUUCGCGCGUGUGGCUGCACUUGCACGAGCGGAAGUGACGUCAUAGCAUAGUUAUAUCAAAUUGUACGUACGUUACGCGCUUUCGCGCGAUUUUAACAUGGAUUCGAGAGAUGAGGAAGCUUGUAUGGAAUUCGUAUUUGUUAGAGGAGACAGUGUAAGUCAACAGGAAAAGGUGAAGGCAUUCUGGAAGUUUUUGGACGAUCAGAAUUACUUGCAACCUCACAAAGGUACAUUGGAGCAUGAAUCGUCGUCGGAAGCGGAAUCGUCGGUAUCGAGCAUGGAGGAAGAUAUGAAGGAGAAAGAUGUUUGGCGAAAAGGAUUAAAAGUCUUGCAACAACUUGGCCUGGAUAAGACCGCAUUCGCGGCUGAUAAAAAAUGUCGGCCCUGUCAAAUGUAUAGAACGAUCCGAUGCGACGAUCUGGCCGAUACGGUGACGCAGCCGUACGAGGAAUUGAACGCCGAAAUGAAGGCUUUCGACGAGCGCCAGAAAAGUCGUGGCUCGAAUCAAUGCGAAGCAUCUUAUGCCGAAGAUAAAUUAAAUCAAUGCAAUUCCAAUACAAAAACGAAAAAAUAAUCGUUACUUACACAUCGGCUAGCAUCCCACGAAACAAUCGCAUCCGAUGAUAUUUCUGUCAAUAUGUCUAAUUUUUCGAUUUCAAUAUUCAAAUUCAUUAAUCAAUAAAAAAAUACACACGCGUUUAUUUAAGAAAAUUAUCGGUCUCGAUCUUUUGAUUAUUAAAAAAAAGUGUCAUGAGGAAACUUCAAAAGCGUUGAUGAUACAAUAGAUAAAAUGCUAGAUGCAUCUAUUAUAUGUCUCGAUGACAUAUAAUAUCUCACUGACCGCACGUUUUCAAACUGCUGUCGAAGAUAAACAAUAUAUCAGUUGAUGUAAUCGAUGGCAGGAAUUACAACGUUUAUUCGCGGUACACGAAGGCCAAGCUCCGCUACGAGGUUGUCAGUUGUUUAAUGGAAUUGGAGCAGGCCGGAAUAUGGAUGAGUAGGGUAGCGCACAUCUCUCCGGGUACCGUGGUGGUGUAUCGGAUUUCCUUAGUCCUGGAGGUCGACGUUGUUUCGAGCAAGGUGCACUGCGCUACGGGAGCUGCCGUGAAUGGACCGGCGGAUCCUGAAUCCUUACGCGACAUCUGGUCUCUUCCAAUCGACGACGUUAUCUUCUUAUUGUCAGUUGGCCGUACAAGUGAGAUACUUUGCGUCAACUGGAAACCUCGCUGUCAGAGCGGUUUUUUUCGAGUAUUUUUGCAACCGUAACUCCGAUCCACACAAACCUGAUGCCUGACAUGUCGCACGAGAGUCGUCACUCGUCCCAGUUUCUGUACCUCUCCCGCGAUGGAACCGCACCACCUGGAGCAUAAUGGACGCGCUGAUGGAAGAAGAACGAGCAGGACACGAGAGAGCGAACACACAUGCAGAGACAAAAGCACGGUAAAAGGUAAGAGAACGAUCGAGAGAUAGUACAAAAGAAGCAGAAGAAAUCGGACGGGUAGAGAGAUAAAGAGAAUAAGAGAGCGGGGGUGGAAAGAGAGAGAGAGAGAACGAGAGAGGAAGAAGGAGAAGAACGAGGAGAUUCCCGUUGACGGGGAUUCGACGAAGCAGCGAUGUUUAAUCGGUGUUGGCCCGCAUCAGGUUGAUCGAGGACCCCCCAACCGGGUGUUGGAGGACGACAUGGGCCUCUGACGACGACAUAGGGAGGUCCGGAGUAGCGCAAGCGGAACCGGGAUGAGGCUGCGCCGUGCCGAUCAGGCGAACAAUGGAGGCGGGAUGCUCAUUUGUCUGCGGGCAUUGUUGUUCACCCGGCCGGAAACACGAGCCUCGUACUCUCCUUUUCCCCUCUCUGUCUCCAUCUCUCUUCCUCUCUCUUUUUCUCUUCCCCUCGCGUUCGCCAUCCGUGCAUCCUCCUCGUCAAUGUCUCCCUCCCUCCCGUCAUACCUUUUUCCAGUAUGAAAGUACCGCGAUGAUUCCGCCAAUCAUGUCGCUCGACGUCCGCAGGUCGAUGGUGCAAAAAUUCGGGAUAACCGUUUCCACCAUGCUCAACCGCGAGUCGACGCACAAUGUUGAAUGUGUCCGACUCGUUCGCUGACUUAUCGAUCGGUGAAAGCUCGCAUCGGGUCCCGAUGCGUCAUUUAGAAGAGAUUCUUAAGAAGAAGAGAUCUCCUCUCUUGUAACGUGGCAAAAACAAAAACAGGUCCGACAAGAUUGUUCUUUGUCGAGCCUAAUUUGUACUGUCACUGUCGUAUAGCAACCUAAUUUCUCCUUCGAGUUUUUGACAGGUAGAUUCUACUCAAAUUAUCGGUUUGCCAAAGAGUCGUUAAUAAGUGAUUACUAUGUAAUACAUGAUAAUGUAUCUAUCACGUUAAUUCAUUAAUUUAAGCAAUAAUAUAUAUAUCACGCGGCUUCUUAUGUAUUAUCGCAUAUAAUCUAAUUGGCUUGCAUUUCGAGAUAUUUAAUGAUAUUUAUAAUAAUAAAUAAACAUCGCAAUGAAUAUCAUCAAUUCAUCAGCGAUAAAAGAUCAUUCGUUAGUUAUUAAGCGUGCGAUAUCACAUGGAGCUGAAUUUUGCGAGGAGAAAAAGAAGGUCAGCCAACAAAAUGCGCGGAAACAAAAAGGC
Molecule: messenger RNA, 2746 nt
Organism: Formica exsecta
Lineage: Eukaryota; Metazoa; Arthropoda; Insecta; Hymenoptera; Formicidae
Exons: 5
Coding region: 223-699 (158 amino acids)
Source: RefSeq, a predicted model, not a curated record